Molecule: messenger RNA, 1310 nt
Organism: Phragmites australis (common reed)
Lineage: Eukaryota; Viridiplantae; Streptophyta; Magnoliopsida; Poales; Poaceae
Product: dehydrin COR410-like
Exons: 2
Coding region: 122-958 (278 amino acids)
Biological process (GO): response to water
Cellular component (GO): membrane
Source: RefSeq, a predicted model, not a curated record
CCGGCCUCGCCGCUUCUCCAUCCGAAAGCCAAAGCAAAAGUCACAAGUCAAGAGCGAGUUCUAGCUAGCCUGCCGAUCUCUGUUCUUUAGCCUAGUUCGAAAGCCUUUAGUCUCGUCGAUCAUGGAGGAUGAGAGGAACACCCAGUACCAGCAGGGCGGUGAGGCCCAGGAGAAGGCCGCUGAUCAGGUGGAGGUGAAGGAGAGGGGACUCUUCGACACCCUUCUCGGCAGGAAGAAGUCCGAGGACCAGGAGAAGAAGCAGGAGGAGCUGGUGACCGGCAUGGAGAAGGUCACGCUGGCCGAGCCUGAGAAGGCCGAGGCCAAGAAGGAGGAGCACGAGGGCGGAGAGAAGAAGGAGAGCCUCCUCGCCAAGCUGCACCGCACCAGCUCUAGCUCUAGCUCGUCGAGCGACGAGGAAGAGGAGGUGAUCGACGAGAACGGUGAGGUGGUCAAGAGGAAGAAGAAGAAGGGCCUCAAGGAGAACAUCAAGGAGAAGCUUCCCGGUCACAAGGACCAUGACGAGGAGGGCCAGCACAGGACGGCCGUACCGGCCCCGGCACCCGCGCCCGUGGAAACUCACGUUUACAAGGAGGAGGACGACCACAAGGCGUACAUACCGGCCCCGGCGCCCGCGCCAACGACGACGCACGUUCACAACAAUGACAACGCCGUCGUCGUCCAGAAGGUCGAGGACGACGUGAAGACAGAGGAUGAAAAGAAAGGUCUCUUGGACAAGAUCAAGGAGAAGCUGCCCUACUGCCACAAGAAGCCGGAAGAUGCUGCCGCAGCCCCGGCUGCUCCUGCUCAUGCGCCGCACACUGAGGACGUGAGCAGCCCGGACGCCAAGGAGAAGGGCUUACUGGGCAAGAUCAUGGACAAGAUACCUGGCUACAACAAGGGCGCAGCAGAGGAAGAUCACAAGGCCGCCUCUGCAGGCGAGCACAAGACCAGCUCUUAAGAUCGCCACGUGUCCUGACCGGGCCUUGAUUAGUAGAGUCUGGUGUGUGUUUGGUUCUGCUUUGCUUUAGUAAGUCUGUGUCAAGAUGGAUUGCACGGUCAAGGUCUGGUACGUGUGUGAAGAAACCGGCCAGUGAGGGAUGCUGUUUGUGUUUGCCUGGUACGGGAUUUAGUUUGGUUCCAAGUCAGGUUCAGGGUGUUGGGUUUGUUAAAUCAUGAGCAGUUGCGUAUUGUUAUUUAGCUGGGCUACCUAGGCAUUAUGCCUCGAUAUUACCACUGGUUUCUGCCCAGCAUAUAUUGUCUCAUUGUUAUCCUUGUGAAUUAUCAUUUGAAAUGUUAUCAUAUUUCGUUCA